GUGAGGAGGAGUUGAUCAGUGUUGAUGUUGUCGUCCUCAGCUCCUCGUCCUGCUCGUUGGAUCAUAAAGACUCCACAGAUUCAACUGUCUCAGUCUGAAGGAGAAUCAACAGUCACCAAGACUUCAGCUCCUCUUCCUGUGGAGUCGUGAUGACACCAGAGGACCUCUUGAACACUCUGGAAGAUCUGGGAGAUGAGGAAUUCAGUAAAUUCAAGUGGUUCCUGCAGCAGCCUGACAGCCUGCAAGGCUUCCUGAGCAUCAGAAAGAGAGACCUGGAGACAGCAGACAGGUUAAAAACUGUGGACCUGAUGGUGCAGACGUACAGACUUCCUGGAGCUGUGGAGGUGACCAGGAAGAUUUUAGAGAAGAUCAACAGGAACGACCUGGUGCAGAGUUUGUCUGACAGCAGCUCAGGACCAGAAGUGGAUGUCAGUGAUGUUGGGGAGACUUCAGAGAACAGAGGACCUUCCUCCUCUCAGACUCAGCCUCCUCUUCCUCAGACUGAAGGUAAAGCUGCUGUGUUCUCUGAUGUGAUGGUUCCAGUACCAGAGCCACAUCCCAUCAAAUAUUACCAACAGAUGCUUCAAUCAAACUUCCAGGACAAGUUCAUGUGUGCACAAGAAGGGUGGGCAGAAGAUAAAGAGCGUCUGGUUGAUAUCUACACAGAGCUGUACGUCACAGCUGGGGCUGACGUCCAUAUCAACACACAGCAUGAGGUCAGACAGAUUGAGAAACCAGGGAAACCAGCAGAGACAGAGAAACCAGUUAAACCCAGUGACAUGUUCAAACACCCCUCUGGAGAAUACAGACCCAUAAAAACAGUGCUGACCAAUGGAAUUGCAGGAAUUGGAAAAACGUUCCUUGUGCACAAGUUUGUGUUGGACUGGGCUGAAAAAAGAACCAAUCAAGACGUUCAUCUCAUUUUCCCCUUCACCUUCCGUCAGCUGAAUUCACUGAAGGGAGAAAAGUUUCGUUUGGCAGAGCUCAUUCAUGAAUGUAUCCCAGAAACUAUAGACAUCAAAGAGGAAGCUCUUAAUUUCAUCUUUCAGACUCUACAGUCAUCAGGAAACACCAACUAUGACAAGAGCAAAUUCAAACUUCUGUUUGUGUUUGAUGGACUGGAUGAGAGCCGCCUUCAUCUGAACCUUAAUGUCAAUGAUCUUCACUCUAUUGAUGUAACAAAGUCAACUACAGCAGAUGUCCUGCUGAGGAAACUCAUCAAUGGGAAACUGCUACGCUCUGCUCGCAUCUGGAUAACCACACGACCUGCAGCAGCCAAUCAGAUCCCUCGAGAGUUUGUCAACAUGGUGACGGAGGUCAGAGGGUUCACUGACCCACAGAAGGAGGAGUACUUCAGGAAGAGGUUCAGAGAUGAGGAUCAGGCCAGCAGGAUCAUCUCCCACAUCAAGACCUCACGAAGCCUCCACAUCAUGUGCCACAUCCCAGUCUUCUGCUGGAUCACUGCUACAGUUCUGGAGGAUGUGUUGAAAACCAGAGAGGGAGGAGAGCUGCCCAAGACCCUGACUGAGAUGUACACCGAAUUCCUGGUGUUUCAGAUCGGUCGGACAAAAGAGAAGUACGGCCCAGAAAAGUGCCUUCAGCACAUGAAGUCAUUAUCAAAACUGGCUUUUCAUCAGCUGGAAAAGGGCAACCUGAUCUUCUACCAGAAAGAUCUGACAGAGAGUGGCAUUGAUUUCAGUGAAGCCUCAGUGUGCUCAGGAGUGUUCACAGAGAUCUUUAAAGAAGAGCGAGGAAGGAAAGAGAAAGACAAGAUGUUCAGCUUUGUGCAUCUGAGCGUUCAGGAGUUUCUGGCUGCUGUUUAUGUGGAGGAAUCACUGAUUAACAGAAACAAAAAUGUGAUGUUUUCACCACGACCAUCACUCCGAAAUAUACGACUGCUUUUAAGCAAAACAUCGUCAGCAAAGAUCCACAGGACUGCCAUCGACAAGGCCUUACAGAGUCCAAAUGGACACCUGGACUUGUUCCUUCGCUUCCUCCUGGGUCUUUCACUGCAGACCAAUCAGGACAAACUACAGGACCUCCUAAACAGGACAGACAGUAGCUCACAGACCAAUCAGGAAACAGUCCAGUACAUCAAGAAGAAGCUCAGUGAGAAUCUGUCUCCAGAGAAAAACAUCAACCUGUUCCACUGUCUGAAUGAACUGAAUGAUCGCUCUCUAGUGGAGGAGAUCCAACAGUCCCUGAGUUCAGGACGUCUCUCCACAGAUAAACUGUCUCCUGCUCAAUGGUCAGCUCUGGUCUUCAUCUUACUGUCAUCAGAAAAAGAUCUGGACGUGUUUGACCUGAAGAAAUACUCUGCUUCAGAGGAGGCUCUUCUGAGGCUGCUGCCAGUGGUCAAAGCCUCCAACAAAGCUCUACUGAGUGGCUGUAACCUCUCAGAGAGAAGCUGUGAAGCUCUGUCCUCAGUUCUCAGCUCCCAGUCCUCUAGUCUGAGAGAUCUGGACCUGAGUAAAAAUGACCUGAGGGAUUCAGGAGUGAAGCUGCUGUCUGUUGGACUGAAGAGUCCACACUGUUCACUGGAGUCUCUCAGGAUGUCAGGCUGUUUGAUCACAGAGGAAGGCUGUUCUUCUUUGGUUCCAGUUCUCAGCUCAAAGUCCUCUAGUCUGAGAGAUCUGGACCUGAGUACCAACAACCUGAAGGAUUCAGGAGUGAAGCUGCUGUCUGUUGGACUGAAGAGUCCACACUGUUCACUGGAGUCUCUCAGUCUGUCAGGCUGUCUGAUCUCAGAGGAAGGCUGUUCUUCUCUGGUCUCAGCUCUGAGAUCCAACCCCUCCCAUCUGAGAGAGCUGGACCUGAGCUACAAUCAUCCAGGAGACUCAGGAGUGAAGCUGCUGUCUGCUGGACUGAAGGAUCCAGACUGGAGACUGGACACUCUCAGGGUGGAGCCUGGUGGAGUCCGAUGGUUGAGACCAGGUCUAUGGAGGUAUUCCUGUGAACUGGAACUGGACACAAACACAGUGAACAGAUUCCUCAAACUGUCUGACAACAACAGGAAGGUGACACAUGUGAGAGAGGAUCAGUCACAUCCUGAUCAUCCAGACAGAUUUGAUCACUGGUAUCAGCUGCUGUGUAGAACUGGUCUGACUGGUCACUGUUACUGGGAGGUUGAGUGGAGAGGAGGAGUUGAAAUAUCAGUGAGUUACAGAGGAAUCAGAAGGAAGGGAAACAGUAAAGACUGUGAGUUUGGAAUGAACGAUCAGUCCUGGAGUCUGUUCUGUUCUGAUGAUGGUUACUGUGUCUGGCACAAUAACAUAAGGACAUCCAUCUCCUCCUCCUCUGUCUCUAACAGAGUAGCAGUGUAUGUGGACUGUCCUGCUGGCUCUCUGUCCUUCUACAGAGUCUCCUCUGACUCUCUGAUCCACCUCCACACCUCCAACACCACCUUCACUGGACCUCUGUAUCCUGGGUUUGGGUUCUGGUUCAGGUCUUAUGGUUCCUCAGUGUCUCUGUGUUGAAUCAGAGUCUCCUCCUGUCAGAGAAACUUUCUCUCUGUUGAACAGAGAGAAAGAGAACGUCACUCACACGUUUUCAUGUAUUAAAUCAGUUUCUUUUUGAAACUCUUCUAAAUGAUUCCUUGUGAACUUCUUCCUCUUCCAGUCCUUUAAAGGUGGAAGCUGCCAUUAUUACAGGAUAAACAUGUUAAUGGCUUUUAGUUUAUUUAAGAUCAUGACCAUAAUUGUCUUUUCACAAUAAAAGCAUCACUGUAAAUAUCAGUGGCCAUAUGACAUAAAAGAAAAUGGGACUCAUGGGACCAGACCUCUACCAUUGUCUUUCUACACCCGACAGUAGAUGUGACAUUGAUGCUUUUUAAAAGCAUGUAUAAAGACUGGAAACAGUGUGUUUCAGAGUAUCAGAGUGUGUGGUCAUCUCAUCAGCUGUUGUCAGGUGACAAACAGAAAGUGGUGUGCUGGUACCAUUUUUCUGGAGUGACAGCGAGAGGAGAUACAACAGAUUAAGCCUCAAAGAAAAACCAAAACUGCACCAAUGUGGCAACAUUUCAGAUCCACCAAAAGACAAAAAACAUAUAUGAGACAACGUGAACACUGCAGGUGUUUUCAAAAGGUUAUGAUAUGUCUAAUUUACAUCUCUAAGUGUGAAAAUAUCAGCCCCACAGGGAAAGGGGGACAGUCCUCUGGACCUUGUCCUUCAACACAACUAUCAACAGAAGCAACAUUUACCAAGAACGCAACAUGUAAAAGAGACUGUCGUCCUGCUAAUUGUGGAGGUUUCUCACUCUUAUUCGGAGUCAUGGACUUAAUGUUCACUGUUAUGCUGAUGAUACCCAGCUGUAUGUGCCUAUAAAAGCUGACAAUGCCUCUCAAAUUAGGGAACUAGAGAUCUGCUUGUCUUCUGUGAAAAGCUGGAUGUCUCGAAACUUCCUGCUUCUUGACUCAGAAACUGAAAUGCUGGUUAUUGGCCCGGCAUGAUAUAGACACCAGUUUGAUCAAGUAACUAUAUCCCUUGACAACUGUGUGAUUUCUCAAAGUACAACAGCCAAAAAUCUGGGUGUCACACUUGAUCGUACUCUUUCUUUCGAUCAGCAUAUUAAAGACAUUACAAAGACCGCCUUUUUUCACCUACGCAAUAUAGCUAGGAUUCGGUCUUUUCUUUCCAUGGCAGACGCUGAAAUUCUAGUCCAUGCCUUUGUUUCUUCUAGACUGGAUUACUGUAAUGUUUUGCUUUCGGGCCUACUGCCUACUAGCACUAAAAGUCUGCAAAUGGUUCAGAAUGCUGCAGCUAGAAUGCUGACCAAAUCGAGAAGGUUUGACCACAUUACUCUGGUUUUAGCCUCCCUUCAUUGGCUCCCUGUUCAUGUUAGAUCAGACUUUAAAGUUCUCUUAAUGACCUAUAAAAUUCUAAAUGGGUUAGCCCCCUCAUACCUGUCUGAUCUUUUUAACCCUUAUAUUCCCUCCCGUGCUCUGUGUUCUCAGAGUGCAGGGCUGCUGUCUGUCCCCAGAGUUAAAAAGAAGUCAGCAGGCUGCAGGGCCUUCUCCUAUCGGGCCCCCUUCCUCUGGAACAACCUCCCUAGUGAUAUUAGACAGGCUGACUCAGUUCAGGCCUUUAAAUCCAAACUAAAAACUCAUCUUUUUGCCUUAACUUUAGACUAGCAUAUUAUUCUGAUUCCUAUUUCAGGAUACCAUUUUUCCCUCAGCGGGUUGGGUCAGUCUCAAUGCAUCAGUUAAGCUUAGUAGUUAGUAAAUGUUGUCCAUGAUGUCCUGCUGAUGAGAUUACUAUUAACUGUCUUAAUAUCACUGCAUCACUUUAACUGUGUGUUCUUCCCUCAAGCACAUUACUGCCCAGGCUGUGCUUCUCUCUCUCUGCUAAAUAAAUUCAGGCCUCAUUGUGUUUUCAGAAAAUUGGUGUUGCUGUGUCUUUGAAAACAAAAAAACAGAAUCCCACAGAAACUUGAUAUUUAGACUGACAUUAAUUUAGAUGUACAGCAUUUAAAUGGCCCUCUGUAAUCCUGACAUAAAUAAUAAGACCUGAAAGCCUCCAGUCUGGAUCCUACAGUCCAGCAGACAGCUGCUUCAUUCCUGAGUCUCCUGGAUUUGUAGUUCAGUUCAGUUUACUCAUAAUCCAUUCAGUCAUUCAGUACCUGAAUGUACCUGUUUUUGUCUACCUGUAGGUGGCAGCAGUAGGUGGCAGCAGAGCACAGCCCAGUGCACACUGACCUGUUUUUAUUUGUUAUUUAUUUGUGGGCAUUUAGCUAAGUGUGUUUACGUGGCUCUGAUGGACAAAGAGGAGAGUUCAACCCUCACUCAUGUUCAUUUAUCACUGACACUUUCCUCCACAGGUGAGGACCUUUAAAAAUGUAAUAGUGUCCACCUGAACUUCCUGUUUCUCUCUGUUUCUGAUUGGCUUACAAUGACUACUCCAGCAGUGACCUCACCUCAUUGGUUAACGACGGCUCCCUGGAACCAAUCAAAGAACAGGUCAAGAACGUGGAGGCCAGUGAGAGGACGAACCUUGAUUGAUUCAGUGACCUUCCCUCCAGCAUCAGGACUCGUAAAGCUCCUGUACUGGGAGACUUUGGGUCCUUCAAUCAUCUGAGGGACCUGCCUGAUACUGUGUAGGUCCCCAAAAGAACAGCUCUGACCCAUCACAGGAUCUCUGUCCAGUGGAUCCUUUGGCUUUUGGCUUGUUCUGGAAUCAUCCCACAGAUCCUGGAUCAGAUUGGGAUCUGGGGAGUUUGGAGGCCAGGUCAACACCUUGGGCUCUUUGUCGUGUUCCUUCAGGGUGUUAAUGAAGGAGCCGAGGUUUCUCAGCACAACACAGGAUUGUAAACCAGAUAAUCAAUGUUGUUGGUUUCUGCUCUGACCUGUUACAGCACAGAUCAGAAACGACCAGGCCGAGUGGGAAAGGAGAGCAGGAAAAAAACAGUGGGUCUCACAAAUGGCUGCAACUUGAAAGAACAUCUGACAUCUCCGACAUCUCCUUGAACGCAGCACUGAGGGGGAGUCUCUCUGCAGCAUCCAGUAACUGGGCUAAUUUGAUUCAUUCUCAUGUAUUUCCAGAGCAUCUUCUCAUCACUUUUUAAUGUGCUCUUCACAUUAAAAGCUUAGCCUAGAUAAAGUUGGGUCAUUAAGAUCAGAGCAUGCACUUCACUGCUGCUACGAUCACUGCUGUUCUAAUAAUAAAAACAUCUAUUAACAGGCUAAAUCCAGCAUAUCCACGCCUCCUUCUGCUGCUAAGUUUGAUUCUUUUUCCUGUUCGUAGGUAAGAUGGAGGAUUAUUGUCAUUACUGGGAGAGGAAACUCUUUAAGUCAAAAUUCUGUAUGUAAAAUAUGCAAAGUAAACAUAUGACACUCAUUUAAUUUUCUGUGACUCGUGUUGUGAACAUCAGUGCAGUGGCUCUAAAAGACACAAGAGCAAAAUCCAACUAAAGCAAUGAGCUGUGUUCUCAGUGAACGUCUCAGAACAGGUGAAAGGAGCUUUAUAAAACCUGAUGAUGACUGACUGAGCUGUGUUCAAACCUGCGGUAAAAUAAACACACACCUGUGACAGCAGUAUAUCAGUAUUACUGCAUCAUUCAUUCAUCCAGUGCACAAAAACCUGCAGAUUUCUGUGGAGAAACAGCUCUCACUGCUGCCGCCCAGUCCUCCACCUUUUAUCUCACCCACAGAGGAUGAACUACACCAACCAUCUGAACUCUGACCGGAGCUCAAACUACAACCAGCUGAACCAGCAGAGAGGAGCUGACAUCACUGAACACUACACCUGCACAGGUGAUGGUCAUAAUCAGCCCAGCCUUCAAACAGACAACUGAACUGAGGAGCCACACUGGUGGAAGAAAGAUGAUUUAUUAUCAAUAAAUUACUGACUUUUUGAUG
Messenger RNA from Lates calcarifer (barramundi perch), 7352 nucleotides. Its product is annotated as NACHT, LRR and PYD domains-containing protein 12. Lineage: Eukaryota; Metazoa; Chordata; Actinopteri; Centropomidae. The transcript is spliced from 11 exons. The record is from RefSeq and is a predicted model, not a curated record. Bases 150 to 3476 code for a protein of 1108 amino acids. Gene Ontology annotation, molecular function: protein binding.